Molecule: messenger RNA, 2790 nt
Organism: Lemur catta (Ring-tailed lemur)
Lineage: Eukaryota; Metazoa; Chordata; Mammalia; Primates; Lemuridae
Gene: LETM2
Product: leucine zipper and EF-hand containing transmembrane protein 2
Exons: 10
Coding region: 37-1512 (491 amino acids)
Biological process (GO): intracellular monoatomic cation homeostasis
Cellular component (GO): mitochondrial inner membrane
Molecular function (GO): ribosome binding
Source: RefSeq, a predicted model, not a curated record
AGGUCCCUAUGUUGACUUGUUGAGACAAAAAUAAACAUGGCUUUCUACAGUUAUAAUUCAGUCUUAGCUAUUGCUCGAAUAAGGUUCCCCAGCCAUUUUGUCCAUCCCACCUGCUCGUCUUUUUCCCCAUCAUUUGCUUUUCUUCGGUUGCCAGAUUCACAUUUAAAUAAGACAUAUAUGAAGAACCAUGGAAGCAAGAAGUACUCCCAUCCUAGUCAGUCAGUCAAUCAAGUACUUCACUUGCGAACUAGACUCAUACAAAAGCUGCACACGUCAACUUGCUGGCUACAAGAGGUCCCUAGUAAACCUCAGCUGGAGCAAACCACAGAAAAGCCACGGGUGACGAGCCCUCAGCCUACAAAAGAAACUGGCACAAAGAUUAAAGGAGGAAAGCAAUCUUACAGACAAAAGAUUGUUGAUGAACUUAAAUAUUAUUACAAUGGAUUCUACUUACUUUGGACUGACACCAAAGUUGCUGCCAGGAUGGUUUGGAGGCUGUUGCACGGACAGGUGCUGACCAGACGCGAGAGACGAAGGCUGUUGAGAACUUGUGUCGAUUUCUUCCGCCUGGUUCCCUUUAUGGUGUUCAUAAUUGUACCCUUCAUGGAAUUCUUAUUGCCAGUGUUUCUGAAACUCUUCCCGGAGAUGUUGCCAUCGACUUUUGAAAGUGAAUCCAAAAAGGAAGAAAAACAGAAAAAGAAAAUGGCUGCCAAGUUGGAAAUGGCAAAGUUUCUUCAAGAAACAAUGACAGAAAUGGCCAGGAGGAACAGAGCCAAGCUGGGAGAUGCCUCUACGCAGCUCUCGUCCUAUGUAAAACAGGUCCAGACUGGCCACAAGCCCAGCACAAAAGAGAUAGUUCGCUUUUCCAAACUCUUUGAGGACCAGCUAGCCCUGGAGCACUUGGAUCGUCCGCAGCUGGUUGCCCUUUGCAAACUGCUAGAACUGCAGACCUUUGGAACCAACAAUCUGCUCCGCUUUCAGCUUCUGAUGAAACUGAAGUCUAUAAAAGCAGAUGAUGAAGCAAUUGCCAAAGAAGGGGUGAAGACUUUGAGUGUGUCAGAACUACAGGCUGCCUGUAGGGCCCGAGGGAUGAGGUCACUGGGUCUCACUGAGGAACAACUGCGACAACAGCUCACAGAGUGGCAGGACCUCCACCUGAAGGAGAACGUCCCUCCUUCCCUUUUGCUUCUGUCACGUACCUUCUACCUGAUAGAUGUGAAGCCAAAGCCAAUCGAGAUCCCACCAAGUGGGGAGGCUCUAAAGACAGAUAUUCCUGUGGAAUCACCUACUCCCCCCAAAUCUAAAGAGAACAUGGCGGAUUUUGCACCUCAACUAAAGGGAACUAAGGAUGAAGACUUUGUACAACCACCGCCAGUUAUACCAUCACCUGUAACACCAUCACCGCCUAUUUCAUUACUUAAAGGACCCAUCACUUCUUCUAAGGAAGCUACACUCCAGGCCAAAUCACAAAAGACAUCCCAGAACAGCAAGGCUAGUUCAAAAGGAGCAUGAGGACGACUUGAGGAUGGAGCUCGCUCUCUCCAGCGUCCGGCCCUCGGCAGUGGCAUCCGUAAGGGACCUCCCAGCUAGGACUGUCUGUCUGCUUGCGCCAGAGGGUCAGCCGUUCAGCCCUUGGGGCAGUCCUCUGAGGCCUUGUAACAGCCGUCCCAAGUGAUGUCAGCAGUGAGGCCAAGUUCAGACCAUUCAGAGAAACAGAAUCGCAAAGUUCAUUUUUCUGUACCAUUAUGUCAUCCCACUAAACUUUGUGCAAAGCCCAGCCCCACCACGUUGUUUCUAAACAGUCACAUUUGUGUGUUUGUCCUUUAAGAGAGGAAAUUUUCUGCAAAAUGGAGUCAGCGUGACACCUUAGAUCCCUCUGCCUCCCAUGGCUUGGAAUCCCGAGUAAGAACUUGGGAACUCCAAAAACCACUUGGAGAGCACCUGACCAGCUUCUUCAGAAUGGCCCAUCGGUAGGAACAGUACCCUUGUGGGAUGGGAUGGAUAUACUUCCCAGUAAGGUCUUUCUGGCUAUGAAGAAAACUCUUCUUGGAGGAGAAAAGGGGGAGUUAAACAGACUGGCAAUCACAAAAGUCUGGCGGCUGCUUAGCUGCUCUGACAGACAUCCCCCUCUCAGGCCUGCGGAGGCUGCCGGAAUCUGGGAGGCAGCCACUAUUCUAGCACAUGUGGCUUUCAUUAGCCCCCAUUUUGCUAGGAAACAUAAUUAAGGGUUUAAGGCUUAACCAUUUGUUUGUGCUGGGUGUGUUUUUCUGGUCGGUUUGUCUUUCACAAAUAAGACUAUCUGUUAGUCAUAGGGGUUGUUAAAGUCGGAUGUAAUCCCUUUGCUACCCAGGAAGGAGUAUCACAUUCAGAUAUUUAUGCUUAGUGUUUUCAGUACUGUUCAUACUGAACAUAACAGAUACAGCUUUCUUCUCUUGGGAAGUGGUUAGAAGGGAAAAGGUAUUUCGGCCUGUGGGUGAUAAAAUUAGAUUUCUUUCCUUGCUAUGAAGUUAAAAGCAGUUAGAUGAGAGUCAGUUAAACCAAGUCAAAUGCAAAUCUGCCCUUUGUGGGAUCCCCUAAAUGAGGAAUGUCACCAGCACUUCACAGCAAGACUAUACACUUGAAAAUGCUUCCUAAAUCUCUGCUCCAUCAGAGGACAAGCCCCACCAUGUCCUGCUAAUGAACUCCACUUCCCGGGAAUGACGACUCCCUACUGUGCAAAUACAGCCUCCGCGGAUCCUGCCCUCGGCCUAGCAAGGUGAUUCACAAUAAAUUCUCCCAUUUUUAAAAUGA